Messenger RNA from Sycon ciliatum, 2427 nucleotides. Its product is annotated as protein lin-54 homolog. The transcript is spliced from 12 exons. Gene Ontology annotation, biological process: regulation of DNA-templated transcription. The coding region runs from base 216 to 1700 and encodes 494 amino acids. Gene Ontology annotation, cellular component: nucleus. The record is from RefSeq and is a predicted model, not a curated record. Lineage: Eukaryota; Metazoa; Porifera; Calcarea; Leucosolenida; Sycettidae.
CUUUCAAAAAAUACGCGAUGUACGACAGCGUCGGGAAGCUUUGUCUUGAAGUUAGUUACACUCACACACAGUAGUUUUCUGUAGCAGUUCUGAACACUGGAUCUUCACUGAGAGAAUUGAUGGAAUGGAAAUUCAACCUGCGCAUUACUGAUACUAGUAAGCCAAUCAGCUAACUUUUCUUACAAUCUUACUCACCGUUGUUACUAGAACAGGCGAUGUCGCAAUUACCCACAAAUGGAGCAGACGCUGAGCCUGAAGCACCGACCACAACUCCCCCAGUGAGUCUCUCUGGAAAUGCAGUAAUUUCUUGGUCAUCUGCUCCCGUUGUGACAACUGCAUCGCCUAUUCCGAUGGACACAUCAUCAACGCCGGUAGCUGGUGCUCCUCUGACCAUUCCUGCCCUAACACCCACAUCCAGCGGAGGCGGGCUGUCUUUUCUGAUCAAUUUGCCACCUAUGCCACCAAUUGAUCAGCAACCAACAAGUCAGGUAACUCGAAAGGCAGCCCCGUCAACGAAGGCCAGGUCUGAGCUAUCCAGUCAGUCCUCAUCACUGACCCCUGCGGUCACUCCAGCCACUUCAGUUAGCCAGUCGGCGCCACCACAGGUAUUGCCUGCAGCUACAGUGACAUUGUCUGACGCUACUGCUGCUUUGUCUUCAGCGACAACGUCAAGUGUGUCCGCACCGCCACCUGUAGGAUUGUCAGCCACAAGUGCAGUGGUGACGGCGGGCCCAACGGUAGCAUCGACGACAGCAGCAGCCGGAACGGCGUCCGUUCCACGCCACUCCCGGAAGCCAGCCAAGAGCAGCAUCAGUCAUCCUGCUCCCAUUGCUCCCGCACCGCCAUUCGGCGCCGCUGCCAGUUUGAAUGUGAUGGCGCAGACCCAGCUGCUCAACAGCUUGCUGCAGAUGGGUGGAAUCAAUCCGUUUCUCCCUCCUAAAAUUGAGACAUCGACAGCUCAGCAGCCAGUAGCAGCUCCUCCUUUACGAGGAAACUCCGAGACUGGUGCUGUGACAGGUCGACAGCGAAAGCCUUGCAAUUGCUCUAAAUCCAUGUGCCUGAAGCUCUACUGUGAAUGUUUUGCCAAUGGAGAGUUCUGCAGCAACUGUAACUGUAACAAUUGUCACAACAGCAUGGAGCAUGAAGCUGAUCGCAGUACUGCUAUCAAGGCUUGUCUGGAGAGAAAUCCCCAUGCGUUCCACCCGAAAAUUCAGACGAAACGCCAAGGUGAAAAGGAGAGACGUCAUACAAAGGGCUGUCACUGCAGGAGAUCAGGCUGCCUGAAGAACUACUGUGAAUGUUAUGAGGCGCGCAUUCCCUGCACCAGCAUCUGUAAGUGUAUCAAGUGCAAGAACUAUGAAGAGAGUCCUGAUCGGCAAACACUGUUACAGUUGGCCACGGCAGCAGAAGUCCGGACUCAGCAACAACACGCAGCAGCUCGCAAGCACCUGCCCACGCCCAAAGCAGAGAAUGCAACACCUCUGACAAGCAUGUCAGCGUCUGGCCAAAGGUUACCGUACACCAUGCUACGGGAAGAGGUCACAACAGCGAUGUGUGAGUGUUGGAUGCAACGUGCAGAGCAGGCAGCUCAACAGGAUGCUACGGAUGCUGCCAUUGAGCGGGCCAUACUGGAGGAGGUGGACAUGUGUCUUCGCUCGGUGAUACUGAAAGCCAGCCAGCCAUCUCGGUUACGGAGUUGAUCCCUUCAUCUGACCCCCUCUGACAAGUCUGCCCUUUUAUCAGGACAUCGACCAUAUUUCUUUGCUUGUAUGCUUGCUCUAUCAGGACAGGAACCAUAUUUCUGUGCACGUAUUUCUCUUCAAAUGACAUGAUAUUCACCUAGUUCGGUUGACAUACUAUUUUAGACUUUAGGGCCUGACGGUAUUGUACUGUUCCCAUCAUGGAUACAGUUACGUACAAGGGCACGUAUUCAUCUGACACAGCAGCUAUCGUUUUUCAUCGUUUUGUUACUUCAUCCCAUUAUAAGCGUGGCUCUGUUCACUGCCAAAUGAUCGCAUAUAACAUCAUGCUAGGUCUUUCUUCUUCUUUUUUUUUUGUCCUGAUAACCGUCCCCUCCCCAUGGCUCACUUGUGCAGUAGCGCGCAUGCCAAAUAUUUCUACUUUUCUCCCAAACGCCAAUAUGCUACCGUUACCUUCACUAUUCUGUCCGUCCUGUAUUUUGCCUUUACUCGAUAGCUCUGUUUUUUGUUGUUACUCCCUUUUCAGUUUUUAUUAUUAUUCUGUCGUUCUUGUCGUUCUCGUUGUUCUAGAGAUCCUCACUAGCAGCCGGGGGGGAUCAUGUGUUUACUUGACCAUGAUGACCCACCCAUUAGGAGUUGAUUAUACCGUAAUUGUUAUGCGUUCGUUGUUGGUGAUGUGUACUUCCCUGCCGCAAUGUGCACGUAUAGUCCAUUCAUUAUGACCCUA